Messenger RNA from Cucurbita moschata (crookneck pumpkin), 3267 nucleotides. RefSeq names its product LRR receptor-like serine/threonine-protein kinase. Bases 1 to 3267 code for a protein of 1088 amino acids. The transcript has 2 exons. The record is from RefSeq and is a predicted model, not a curated record. NCBI's taxonomy places the organism in Eukaryota, Viridiplantae, Streptophyta, Magnoliopsida, Cucurbitales, Cucurbitaceae. Gene Ontology annotation, biological process: hormone-mediated signaling pathway; protein phosphorylation. Gene Ontology annotation, cellular component: plasma membrane. Gene Ontology annotation, molecular function: protein binding; ATP binding; protein kinase activity.
AUGGCUGCAAUUCUAAGAAAUCCCUUUAUUCCUUCUCAAUUCUUCACCAUAGCCUUGAUUUUAUCACUAAGUAUCCGUCUCUUUCCAUGUUGUUACUCCAUUGAUGAGCAGGGUAGAGCUCUUCUCACAUGGAAGAGUAAUCUAACGAGCUCUACAGAUGCUUUGAGUACAUGGAAUCCAGAGGACCCGACACCGUGUUCAUGGUUUGGAGUUGUCUGCGACUCCCAUGGAUAUGUAGAGGAGAUAACCCUGGCAUCACUGGAUUUGCGAGGUACAUUGCCAUCGAAUUUCCAGGCUCUUAAGUUCUUGAGGACCCUGGUGAUAUCUGAGACGAAUAUAACCGGAAGAAUCCCGAAAGAGUUUGGAGAUUAUAACGAGCUCAGAGUUCUUGAUCUUAGCCAAAAUAACCUUUUGGGAGAAAUCCCAGAAGAGAUUUGCAGGCUGGGGAAGCUGGAGGAUUUGUCCCUUCAAAGCAAUGGGUUUGAAGGGACGAUACCGUUAACGAUUGGGAAUCUUUCGAACCUCGUGUAUCUUAGACUCGCAGACAAUGAAAUCAGUGGGGAGAUUCCAAAGAGCAUUGGAAUGUUGCAGAAGCUUAAUCUUUUCAGAGCUGGAGGGAAUAAACUUCUGGAAGGUAAAUUGCCAAUGGAGAUUGGAAACUGCAGCAGUUUAGUCAUGUUAGGCCUAGCCGAAACUGGAAUCUUCGGAGCUCUUCCUUCAUCGAUUGGGAUGCUGAAAAAUAUACAGAACAUAGUCAUAUAUAAAGCACAACUUUUCAACACAAUCCCGGAAGAGAUCGGAAACUGCAGUGAGUUGCAAACUCUUAUAUUGUAUCAGAAUAGCAUUUCUGGGCGGAUACCUAGAGGAAUUGGGAAGCUGAAAAAGCUUCAAACACUUUUUCUAUGGUUGAACUUGUUGGAAGAAUCUAUACCAGAAGAGAUUGGAGACUGCGAGGAACUCGUAAUCCUAGACGUUUCCGAAAAUCUUCUAAAUGGAACCAUACCGAAAAGUAUAGGACGGCUACCUAAACUUCAAGAGUUUCAACUAAGUCUUAAUCAGAUUACGGGUUCAAUACCUCCGGAAAUGUUUAAUUGUUCGACUUUGGUUCAUGUGGAAGUAGACAACAACAAACUUUCGGGCGAGAUACCGGUUUCGGUAGGCAACCUUAAGAACUUGCAUUUAUUUUUUGCUUGGGAGAACAAAUUAACAGGCAGUAUUCCCAGCACUCUCUCAGACUGCCCUGAUCUCCAGGCCAUUGAUUUCUCGUACAAUCACUUGACGGGUUCAAUACCGAAAGAGAUCUUCGGUUUGAAAAAUCUCACGAAACUUCUUCUCAUACGAAAUAAUCUAUCGGGAAUCAUUCCACCUGAAAUAGGACAUAGUAGGACACUAUCGAGGUUUCGACUGGCUAAGAAUAGGUUUGGAGGUACUAUUCCAUCAGAGAUGGGACAUUUGAAGAGCUUAGAUUUUCUGGACUUAGCUGAAAACCAUUUUGUUGGAGAAAUUCCUCAAUCGUUAUCGAACUGUGACGUUCUUCAGUUUAUUGACCUCAGUUCAAAUGAGUUCACCGGUACUCUUCCAAUCGAACUGCCGAUGAGCCUACAGUUUUUAAAUAUAUCCAACAACAGGCUUGAAGGUCAGGUCAACCCGGGCAUCGGAGCUUUGACGGAACUAACAAAACUUGACCUGAGAAACAACCAACUUUCAGGGCAAAUCCCAGCAGAAAUUGUUUCCUGUCAAAAGCUUCAAUUUUUAGACCUCAGCAACAAUUUCUUCUCUGGGGAACUCCCUAAGCAAUUAGGUAUAAUUUCUUCACUUGACAUUGCUCUUAAUCUAAGUUGGAAUCGUUUCUCAGGUGAAAUCCCGUCCGAAUUCUCUGGUCUCGUCAGGCUAAGUAUUCUAGACCUCUCCCAUAACAACCUCUCUGGGGACCUAAGCCUUCUUGUAGAGCUUGAAAACCUUGUGACUCUAAACAUCUCCUACAACCACUUCUCCGGCGAAUUGCCCGACACGCCAUUCUUUCAAAAGCUCAGUAAAAGCGCCAUUGCUGGAAACAAAGACCUCUAUGUUUCAGGCGAGCAAGUAAUUCCUGAAGGCAAGUUUGAAUCCAGAAACGUAAGCAAAGAAGCAAUAAAGAUAGUCCUGCCAAUCUUGAUCAGCAUAAGUGCAGUGCUUUUCUUUUUAGCGAUCUACUUGCUAAUUCGCACACAAAUGGCUAAUUUCAUGCUACUGAUAGAUGGCGAUAAAUGGGAAAUAACCCUGUUUCAAAAACUUGAUAUCUCAAUCGACUACAUCAUUAAAAACUUAACUGAAUCGAACGUGAUCGGUGCUGGAAGCUCUGGUGCCGUGUACAGAAUCACAACCCCAAAAGGGAAAACAGUGGCAGUGAAGAAAAUGUGGUCAACCGACGAAUCUGGAGGCUUCAACUCUGAAAUCCGUACUUUGGGAUUAAUUCGACACAAGAACAUAAUAAGGCUACUGGGUUGGGGAUCCCACAGGAAUUUGAAGCUCCUGUUUUAUGAUUAUCUUCCAAAUGGAAGCUUGAGCUCUUUUAUCCAUGACAAUGGAAAAGGAGGAGCAGAAUGGGAGGCCAGAUACGACAUCCUCUUAGGAGUGGCUCAUGCUCUAGCAUAUCUUCACCAUGAUUGUACUCCACCAAUCGUACAUGGCGAUGUGAAAACACUGAAUGUCCUGCUCGGCCAUGACUUUGAGCCAUACCUAGCCGACUUUGGUCUCGCCAGUAAUGUGAGUACAAACAACAGCAAUGAUGCUUCAAAGAAGCCAAUACUCAGACAACUUGCUGGCUCUUUCGGGUACAUGGCUCCAGAACAUGGGUCGAUAUUGACAGUCUCAGAGAAGAGCGAUGUGUACAGCUUCGGUAUAGUGGUAAUGGAGGUUCUAACAGGGCGGCACCCUCUGGACCCGACAUUACCUGGAGAAGGCAAUUUGGCGCAAUGGGUUAGAGACCAUUUAGCCACAAAGAAAAACCCAGCCGACAUUUUAGACUCGAAGCUUAGAGAAAGAACCGAACCCACAAUGCGCGAAAUUCUUCAAACCCUAGACGUCGCGUUGAUCUGUGUCAGCGUCAAGUCCGACGAUCGACCCCCCAUGAAAAGUAUAGUCGCCAUGCUCGAGGAGAUUCGAAGUGUCGAAGUGGGGAAAGCUGCUGCCGAUGACCCCAAGGCGGAAAAGCCGGUGGUGAUUCAAUCGACCCUGCAGAGGAAGUUUUCGUCUCAAGGAUCUUUGUAUUGCAAAUCUCCUUUGUAG